AUGGCGGCGGCCUCCUCUUCGGCGGCGGCCUCCGGGUGCCGGGCGGAGCCGGAGGACGCGGCGGCGCUGCCCGUGGGCCCCGGCUGGAGUGAGGCGCAGUUCCGGCCCUACACGUUCGGGACGCGGCCCAUCCCACGCCUCAGCCACGGCGACCCGCGCGCCGAGGAGCUCAUCGAGAAUGAGGAGCCAGUGGUGCUGACUGACACGAACCUGGUGUACCCCGCCCUGAAGUGGGACCUGGAUUACCUCCAGGAGAACAUUGGCAAUGGAGACUUCUCAGUGUAUAGUGCCAGCACACACAAGUUUUUGUAUUAUGAUGAGAAGAAAAUGGCCAAUUUCAAGAACUUCAAGCCCAAGUCGAGCAGGGAAGAAAUGAAGUUUACUGAGUUUGUUGAAAGGCUCAAGGAAAUUCAGCAGAAAGGGAGUGGUGAGAGGUUGUAUUUGCAGCAGACACUGAAUGAUACAGUUGGAAGGAAGAUUGUGAUGGAUUUCUUAGGCUUUAAUUGGAACUGGAUUAACAAGCAGCAGGGGAAGCGUGGGUGGGGGCAGUUGACCUCCAAUUUACUGCUUAUUGGCAUGGAAGGGAAUGUGACACCAGCUCACUAUGAUGAGCAGCAGAACUUCUUUGCUCAGAUCAAGGGCUACAAGCGGUGUAUCCUGUUCCCUCCAGAUCAGUUUGAGUGCCUCUACCCCUACCCAGUGCACCAUCCAUGUGACAGGCAGAGCCAGGUGGACUUUGACAAUCCUGAUUAUGAGAAAUUCCCUAACUUCCAAAACGUGGUUGGCUAUGAGACGGUGGUGGGCCCGGGUGAUGUUCUCUACAUCCCUAUGUACUGGUGGCAUCACAUCGAGUCACUGCUGAAUGGGGGAAUUACUAUCACUGUGAAUUUCUGGUACAAGGGUGCCCCUACUCCAAAGAGAAUUGAAUAUCCAUUAAAGGCUCAUCAAAAAGUGGCAAUAAUGAGGAACAUUGAGAAGAUGUUGGGAGAGGCCCUGGGAAACCCACAAGAGGUGGGUCCCUUGUUGAACAUGAUGAUUAAGGGUCGGUAUGACUAAGCUCUAGCUACCUGGGCGACUGUUGGAGCUGCUUUGUUCACAAGCAAUGGAAGAUACUGAGCGCUAGUAUUGCACGCAGCACUUAACAGACUGAUGGGUUCUUGGCCCAUCCCUGUCCCGCCCCACAACAAUUUGAGGGGACUACUGGAACUGCAAAACCAUUAGCCUCCCCCAUCUUUCCCCACUGUCAUCCAACUGAAUCUUCCACCUCCCAAGAAAGAAUCUGCACUUAGUGGGCAAGAAUCCAUCUUCCAGUAACUGUGUUUUCCCUGUGUGCUGAGAUGAGAAGUAUGGCUUCAGGCACUCAGAUGUGUUCCUUCUGGGGUUUAAAGUGUAUAAAGGACAGUUUGGAAGGGAGCCAGUUGUGAUCUUGUUCCCUCAACCUCCUCGAGUUCAAGCCCAUCAGCUGGGUUUCUGUGGUGCUUGCAGUAGACGCAUGAUAUCUGGAAACUGGUAUGGAAAGUCUGUGGAUGGCAGGAAGCCUUAGCUUUUCAUGACCCUCUUGUGUUAGGUCUUGUACCUGCUGAAUCCUGGAACUUUUAGAUAGAUAGUGGGCAUAAGCACGUGAUGACUUUGGUAUGAGGAACAACUGGGCAGAUGUUUUGGAUCUCCCUACCCCCAAGACAUUUAUGCUCAGGGCAUUGGAGCUGGGUACGGAGUAGAAUGAUUGAAUCCAUAUAGUAUGUGCACACAGAAUCCCUCCCCUCCUGACCUGGCUCUUGUAUGAAGCUGGGGGGAACCUCUUUUCUCCUGUUGACAGAUUUCUUCGAGGAGCGAAGGUUUCCUUCCUCUCUUUCUAAAGUCACAGUAUGAUUAAAAGUGGGUAUAGUGUGGUAAAGGGCAAUAGAUAUGCCAGGACACUGACCAAGGCUCCUAUGAUUAAGCCACAUGAAAACUGAUUUUCAGGGGUCCUGAACUGAGAGACUGUCGAAUGACAGUUCAGAAUGAGACACGCACAGCUUCCCUUUUCUCCACCAGGGGGUGCCGGUUUCCUUGGACAAAACAGAAAGUGCCCUUUACUGGUAAGCUCAGCAAGUAGUGUGUGUGUGAAGCUGUCAGGCUCUCAGUGUACCAGUUUGGCUUGUGCUGUUGUGUUGCCUCUUUCCUUGUACAACCGUGUGGGAGGAGUGGGGGAAGGUUUUUGUUUAAGUGUGUUAAAUUUGUUUGAAUCCUUUGGACUUGUCACGGUAGCCUAGAAAAUGGAAAGGCAAGGACUUGGAAGCAGCAGAGCUUCCUUUUUUAGAGUCCCAGCAACCUGCCAGAAGAGCCAUCAACCCCUUCCUAGUUCUAUGUCCUUGCAGAGGCUUCCAAUUCAUAUGUGGACAUGCUCUAGUUUCUUAUGCAUUGCUAUGCUAUUCCUAGGCAGUCUAUUGAAUGUGACUAAGUGAUCGUAGAAAUUAGAGGUGGGCUAAGCUGUACUGGGUCCCAUUUAAUGCACCCCAAUGACCAGUGAGAGCUAGUUCUUUUAACUUUAUUUCCUAGUGCUUUAUUUCCUUUUCUCUUUGGGGCCUAUUUUGACAUGCAGGUUUCUGUGAAGUUUACAGUCUAGGGAGGAGACAACACUAGGGAAAUCCCAUUGUAUCUUUAUCUUGUUCUGUGCUACCUGGUGCUGGGACAGUUCUUAUAACAUUUACAGUGAACUUUCCUUAUGUAGAAACGGAAGAAAUGCUUAACUCAGCUGAAUUGUCUGGCAAUACCUAGCGGGUUCUUUCAGUUUUUUAAAUUGUUCUCGAAGGCUGGUUACAGGUCUGGUGUCGAGUGGCACAGUGGGCAACAAUAGACAUCUUGCUACAGAAGAUCCCCAUGCCACUCAUUUAGUGAAAUGUAACACCAGGUGAGGGGGCAGCAGGAGACAAACUUCCACUCCAAAGCUUUUACUGUAUCAGAACCAAGAUCACUUGGCAAAGUAUUUUUCAACCAUCCACCUUGGAGAUGGAGAAGAGGAGAAACAAUCAACGUCUUCUGUCUCUGGCUAAAACUGAAGUCUUCCCAAAAGUUGUUGGAGUGUGGGCAAGUCCUCUUGCCUUACUUAGCAGAUGGCCGAAGUGGACCUUAUCUACAUGACAUUGUUCAGAGCACAGCAGUCAUAUGAGCUGCUAGCUGGCGCCUCUGUUUUUGAAUCCUAGGAUAUGAGGUCCCAGUGCCUCACAGAGAGGAUGGUACAUAUGGAAACUAUGGGAUUUUUUUUAUUGCCAAAGGUCUAACUUUUUAAGUGUCUGAGCAGUUCUUGCUGCACUUGACUGACAUGAAAGCUCAUUUACAAUGCACUGAUGGACUGACAUUUUCCUCCCCUCCGCCCCCCUUUCCAUUUGUGCUUUCAAUGCCCCUGCAAUGGUAUCGGGAAGCUAUGUGUGUUUUACAAUAGGGGUGUGAGAGAGAAACACAUGGUACCUUCUGAAGUGUAGUUCUUAAAUACAACCAAUGUUGAACAACA
Messenger RNA from Gavialis gangeticus (Gharial), 3490 nucleotides. RefSeq names its product hypoxia inducible factor 1 alpha subunit inhibitor (gene HIF1AN). The record is from RefSeq and is a predicted model, not a curated record. The coding region runs from base 1 to 1056 and encodes 351 amino acids. Gene Ontology annotation, biological process: peptidyl-aspartic acid hydroxylation; negative regulation of Notch signaling pathway. Gene Ontology annotation, molecular function: peptidyl-histidine dioxygenase activity; ankyrin repeat binding; [protein]-asparagine 3-dioxygenase activity. The transcript is spliced from 8 exons. Gene Ontology annotation, cellular component: cytoplasm; nucleus. Lineage: Eukaryota; Metazoa; Chordata; Crocodylia; Gavialidae.